AUGGACAAACCUCCCUCCUCUGCCGCCAACAAGCCGCCCGUCAAACCAGCCUACGUCUCCUCCUCGGGACAUGUCCUAGAAUCGCCCCCCUUCUCCGCCCGCCUUUCCCGCUUUUCGUCCGACGUCUAUAACUUCCUGGGUUUGUACUUCGUGUCUCUCUUCUCGCUCGACCCAUAUACCGCCGCGCAGAAUAGCCAGUUCAACACACGCGGCAGGCCGAAUGCGCAUCAGGCGCGGCCGACGUGGGGUGGUGGCUUGGGUCGAUUGGGUGGUGGCACACCGGGUGGUGGAGCCGGCGGAGGGUCUAGAGGUGGCGGUGGCAGCAACGGCAGUGGUAGGAGGAUGGGCGGUAUCGACGACGUGAGGGCGCCGGAGUGCGGAAGUUGUGGGUGA
Messenger RNA from Cladophialophora carrionii CBS 160.54, 393 nucleotides. RefSeq lists its product as uncharacterized. The transcript is spliced from 2 exons. The record is from RefSeq and is a predicted model, not a curated record. Bases 1 to 393 code for a protein of 130 amino acids. Lineage: Eukaryota; Fungi; Ascomycota; Eurotiomycetes; Chaetothyriales; Herpotrichiellaceae.